Molecule: messenger RNA, 664 nt
Organism: Drosophila ficusphila
Lineage: Eukaryota; Metazoa; Arthropoda; Insecta; Diptera; Drosophilidae
Gene: PGRP-SC2
Product: peptidoglycan-recognition protein SC2
Exons: 1
Coding region: 19-573 (184 amino acids)
Biological process (GO): innate immune response; peptidoglycan catabolic process
Molecular function (GO): N-acetylmuramoyl-L-alanine amidase activity; zinc ion binding; peptidoglycan binding
Source: RefSeq, a predicted model, not a curated record
CACAAUCGAUCCGCAACCAUGGCAAACAAAGCUCUCGUCCUUCUUGCCGUGCUCUUCUGCGCCCAGGCCGUCCUCGGGGUGACCAUCAUCUCCAAGUCAGAGUGGGGCGGCCGUUCCGCCACCAGCAAGACCACGCUGGCCAGCUCCCUGAGCUACGCCGUGAUCCACCACACCGCCGGCAACUACUGCACCACCAAGGCUGCCUGCAUCACCCAGCUGAAGAACAUCCAGGCCUACCACAUGGACUCCCUUGGCUGGGCUGACAUCGGCUACAACUUCCUGAUCGGCGGCGAUGGCAACGUGUACGAGGGUCGCGGCUGGAACGUAGUGGGUGCCCACGCCACCAACUGGAACUCCAAGUCCAUCGGCAUCUCCUUCCUGGGCAACUACAACACCAACACCCUGACCUCUGCCCAGAUCACCGCCGCCAAGGGUCUGCUGGCCGACGCCGUCUCCCGCAAACAGAUCGUCUCCGGAUACAUCUUGUACGGACAUCGCCAGGUCGGCUCCACCGAGUGCCCCGGCACCAACAUCUGGAACGAGAUCCGCACCUGGUCUAACUGGAAGGCCUAAGCAUGCAUCAAGGCAUUUCUAAAACAAAAAACAAAAUAAAAAAACAAUUUAAAUAAAACGCUAAAAAAAACAAUCGCAUAUACUAAUUGAA